This is a messenger RNA of Humulus lupulus (European hop), 1997 nucleotides long. RefSeq names its product protein PIN-LIKES 6. Gene Ontology annotation, biological process: endoplasmic reticulum to cytosol auxin transport. Bases 351 to 1598 code for a protein of 415 amino acids. Gene Ontology annotation, cellular component: membrane. The record is from RefSeq and is a predicted model, not a curated record. The transcript has 11 exons. NCBI's taxonomy places the organism in Eukaryota, Viridiplantae, Streptophyta, Magnoliopsida, Rosales, Cannabaceae.
CAAAUUCUGUGAAGAAGAGAACUACUUCUAACUCUACCUCUCAACACUUUUGUUUUAUUGCUUCUCAAUUUUUUCUCUUUUUUUUUUCACUCCACAUGUAUUUUUAUAUCUUUAUUAUACGAACGGCACCGAUCUAAGAUUUCCAGUGGUUUCUCAAUUUCGUUUUACAGGGGAGAGUUGUUGACACAGAGAAAGCUUUCCUUGGGAAAUUUAGCCCCAUAAAAAAAUCAGAUAUAAUAUAAAUAUAUUGAUUUUUUUGGGAUUCCUGGCUUCUUUUCUGGGAGAGAAUUGUAAGAAAUUUAGUGAAGCCAUCCAUUUCUUGGUGGAUGUAAAAUAAGAAUCGGGAGAAAAUGGGUGUGGAAAGGAUUCUGUCAGCAGUGGUGGAUGGUCGAGUGGGGGGAGAGUCUUUAAUCGAUUCCAUCAAGAUUGCAGUUUUACCUAUUGCCAAAGUAUUCACAGUAUGUUUCUUGGGUCUUCUCAUGGCAUCCAAAUAUGUCAACAUUUUGCCCGCCAAUGGGAGGAAACUUCUUAAUGGGUUGGUUUUUUCACUUUUGCUGCCGUGUUUAAUAUUUUCUCAACUUGGGCAAGCCGUAACUUUGCAGAAAAUGCUGGAGUGGUGGUUUAUCCCAGCAAAUGUUGUUCUGGGUUCAAUAUCAGGCUCAAUUAUAGGUUAUAUUGUAGCCACCGUUGUUCGUCCACCGUACCCUUUCUUUAAGCUCACCGUUGUACAAAUUGGAAUUGGGAACAUUGGGAACGUGCCACUUGUUUUAAUUGCAGCUUUAUGUAGAGACAAGUCCAAUCCUUUUGGUGAUUCAAACACAUGUAGUACAACUGGGACUGCAUAUAUUUCGUUUGGCCAGUGGGUUGGUGCAAUUAUCUUAUAUACAUAUGUGUUCAGUAUGUUGGCACCCCCUCCUGAGGGUUCCUUUGACAUUGACGAUGGAAAUCUUCCUAUAAAAGGCCCCUCUAAGGAAGAUGGCAGCAGUCCUGAGCAGGUUCCACUGCUUACGCAUGAGGAGGCUUUACAAACUAAUUCAAAUGCUUCAAAAGGAAUUACAAUAAAAGGUAUCUUUGUUUUUCUUUACGAGAAAUUGAAGCUCAAACAAAUCCUUCAACCACCUAUAAUUGCUUCUAUUCUGGCCAUGAUUCUUGGAGCAAUACCAUUUUUGAAGGGAAUGAUAUUUACUACUGAUGCUCCAUUUUUCUUCUUCACUGAUAGCUGUAUUAUUCUCGGGGAGGCGAUGGUUCCUUGCAUUCUGUUGGCAUUAGGUGGAAACCUCGUUGAUGGACCAGGAAGUUCAAAAAUUGGUCUUCGAACAACUGCUGCAAUUAUCUUUGCCCGGUUAGUUUUGGUGCCUCCGGUAGGACUUGGCAUUGUAAUGUUAGCCGAUAAGCUUGGUUUCCUUCCUGCUGGAGAUAAGAUGUUUCGAUUUGUUUUACUUCUCCAACAUUCAAUGCCUUCAUCUAUCCUUGCUGGUGCUGUUGCAAAUUUAAGAGGUUGUGGAAGGGAGGCAGCUGCUGUCUUGUUCUGGGUCCAUAUUUUUGCUGUAUUCUCAAUGGCUGCAUGGAUUGUUUUGUUUCUAAAGAUUCUAUUCUAAAACAUCAACAAAGUAGUCAAGUUUCCAUGUAAAUUGAAAAAAGAGUGGAAAAUUUUGGAAACUUGAAAAUCCAUUUUUCCAAUGGGAAGCCAUUUUUGAUUUUAUGCCCUUACCAAUGCGUCUCUGCCGGAGGAGGUGAAGGGCGACCAUGUCUACAGAUCAGCAUUAGAGGAUGAAGAUCUUUUGCUCAUAUUGGAAAUUAUUAUGAUUGUCAUUAUUUAUUUAUUGAGUGCAUGUUUAUAUGUACGAUUCUAGUUUUCAAAUUUAAUUUUCAUUAGCUUUUUUUUCCUAAAAAAACAAGUUUUAUUUGAUCAAUUAUGCUGUAAAAAUGUAGUAAGAAUAGCUAGUCGCCAUCUAUAUUGCAAUUGUAGAAUCGUUCAAAAUCUUAUUUAAAUUCAA